Messenger RNA from Sorghum bicolor (sorghum), 1516 nucleotides. RefSeq lists its product as uncharacterized. Lineage: Eukaryota; Viridiplantae; Streptophyta; Magnoliopsida; Poales; Poaceae. The transcript is spliced from 2 exons. Gene Ontology annotation, biological process: protein transport. The record is from RefSeq and is a predicted model, not a curated record. The coding region runs from base 298 to 1326 and encodes 342 amino acids.
CAAAGCAAACCCACCACCACAAGGAAAGGGAAGCGUAUCACCAGUCACCACCCUCGGAUCCUUCGCCUUAAUUGCCCGCGUCGUCCAUCUCACGCUCGCUCUCCCAAAAACUUCCCAUUUUCACACCCCAAGCGCACGACCCCGGCCCCGGCCUGGUAUAAAACACCAGGGCGAAACCGCGCCACGACUCGAUCGGCACGGCAGUCGGCGCAGCAGCCAGAGGGCUCGGGAGAGCGAGCGCGCGGUUGCUAGCUAGCUACUGUACGAGCUCGGUGCUGCCGUGUGCGAGGCGAGGCGAUGGGGAGGAGGCUGGACGUGCUGCUGGGGCGGACGACGAAGCAGACGGCGCGGCUCAAGUCGCUGCUGGGGCUGGCGGUGACGCGCCUCGGCGUGGUGCGGGGCCACCGCCAGGUGCGGUGCGGGCAGGCGCGCGGGGACGUGGAGCAGCUGCUCCGCCUCGGCCACACGGACCGCGCGCUGGCGCGCGCCGAGCACGUCGUCCGGGAGCAGAACGCGCUCGACGUGCUCGCCGAGCUCGAGGCCUACUGCGCCCUCAUCGUCGAGAGGGCCGCGCUCGUCGACGCGCACAGGGAGUGUCCCGAGGAGCUGCGGGAGGCGGCGGCGGGGAUCGUCUACGCCGCCGCCAGGUGCGGGGACCUCCCGGAGCUGCAGGAGGUCCGGGGCAUCCUCGCCGCCAAGUUCGGCAGGGAGUUCGUCUCCGCCGCCUCCAACCUCCGCAGCGGAUGCGGGAUCAACGCCAAGAUCGUGCAGAAGCUGUCGACCAAGCAGCCGAGCCUGGAGAGCCGACAGUUGGUGCUACAGGAGAUCGCCGCCGAGAAAGGGAUCACCGUGCGCAUCUACGAGCCUCCCUGCGAUGACUCGGGGCGUUCCAACCACAACCACAGGAAGACGAAGCACGGUGACGAGAGGAUCAGCAGGACGGCACCAGUUGAUGACCGGGACGAGGACAUUUCCGGCGACUCGGCGCAGAGGUACAAGGACGUGGAAGCGGCAGCUCAGGCCGCGUUCGAGUCGGCCGCCUCGGCAGCCGCCGCCGCGAAGGCCGCCAUGGAGCUCUCGCGAGGGGAGCCCAGGGGGCCCGGUGACAGGAGGAGGAUGCAGAUGGAUCCUGAGAUCGAGAAACAAGAUGAGGUGCUUGAUGGAAGGAGAUCUGAGAAGAUUGGGCUUGAUCGGAAUUGCAGCUCAGAGGUUGAGAUCGUGCCGGAGGACGAGGCAAAUCAUGGCAACGUUGCAGUGAACGAACUGAAACAGCAGGAGCCUGCAAAGGGAAAGCCGGCAUCGGUCAGAACGAAGUGGGGAUUUUAGCGGCAUCCAGAUGGCAACACAGGAGAUGGUUUUCUUGAUUGAUUUUGUCAGUAUAUAUUGGAAGUUAAUUUUUCACUGAUGCAUGUAGUUAGAUCUUAUGGUAUAUGCUCAUACCAUAUAGGAGUAUAUAGUUAAUGGUGGCCAAAAAGGAAAAAAAAAAGAUUUGAGAUUUGAUUUAUUUCCUAUAUUA